GUUGCUCUGUGCUGGAUUUAGGUGUGGAUGGAGGAGCAUGCCCUGUCCUCCGUGCUGCAGAUGCACCUGCAAGAUGACCAUGAGAGCAUCGUCCACCAGGUCUUGGGCCGACUUGGUGGCCUCAGUGAAGAGUCCACAUGGUGCAUCCGGCAGGGGCAUGACCUGCUGCUACGCUCUGCCCUCCGGAGGCUGGCUCUCCGGGGCAGCGCCAUCACCACCCUGGCCCACAUGAGACUUUCCGGGAAGAAGAGCCUUCUCCAGGAGCUGCGUGAGCAGCACGCCCUCGAGCAGGGCUCCUCCCAGUGUCUGGAUGAACAUCAGCUGCAGCUGCUCAGAGCCUUGGAGGCUCGAGUCGUGGAGGAGGCCAGCCGGCUGGAGGGGGAGACACAGCAGACGCGGCUGCAGCUUCAGCAGCAGCUCCUGGCCGAGGCCCAGGAGGUCGGGCGGCUCCUGCAACAGCACUCAGAGCGAGCCAUUGGGCAGGCGCUGCUGGGGCACGCUCGGAAUGCAGCCACCAAGAGCCGGGCCAAGGACAGGGAUGACUUCAAGAGGACCCUGAUGGAGGCGGCUGUGGAGAGCGUCUACGUGACCAGCGCCGGGGUCAGCCGGCUGGUGCACGCCUAUUACCAGCAGAUCGGGAGGGUCAUGCAGGACCACGAGGAGAGGAGACUGCAGCAUCUGAAGACCCUGCAGGGUGAGAGAAUGGAGAACUACAAGCCGCGGACAAAGCAAGGACUCGGGGAGCCUUCGUCGGGGAGCCCGGUGGCGGGUGGAGCCGGCGAAGCCUGCAAGGCGGUCCACCAGAGGAUGGAGGCACAGCAGAAAAAGUUCCUGGCCCAGUUCACCGUGCACCAGCGGAUCCGCCUGGAUGCUUGGAAGCAGAAGGCAAGGGCUAUGGAUCAUCUGGAAGCCCAGCUCGAGACCCAGCUGCAGGAAGCCGAGCAGAGCUUCAUCUCUGAGCUGGCGGCCUUGGCCCGGGUGCCCCUUCCGCAAAGUAGACUGUCGCCAAGUAAGCGUGGACUGUCAGAGAAGCCUGUCAGGAUGAGAAGGAAGAAGCCCCCACCCCGGGAGAAAGGGGACCCAGGGGGGCCCACCGACGAUGACCCUGCCUCAGGGGGCCACCCCUCGGGAUCACUCAGCAGCAAAAGGCUGAACCAGCAAGAAAAUGAAGCUGGUGACAGCGAGAGCCCCAAGAAGCUGCUAAGGGAAAGAAGCAAUUUGUAGAUCGCGGCGGUCGGGGCUGAAGCCGAGGACCAGGCCUGAACACUGCCUGCUUGCCGCGCCCCGCCCAGCCCAGUGAGACGGUGAGGGGGGAUGGGAGUCCCCCUCUGCCUUCCAGGCUCGCUGUGAGGGGGCUGGACAGAGACUGAUGGACAGCGCCCGACAAGGCCUCCGUGAGCAGGGCGUACCCUCCGGCCUGUGGAAUUAGAAACCCAUGUGGGACACCUGUCUGCAGCUUUCUCUCUCUCUGGCUUCGAGACAUGGCUCCCUUCCUCAGGGACCUCUUCCUCCCUGGCUGUCUGAACCCCCCACCCCACGGUGUCCUGCUGCCCCCCGAACCCGGCCGCCUAGCGUGAGGCUGCUUCACUCCAGCUUCAGGGACCCGCCUGUCCCCGGUCACUCCCAGGUGUUCUGCUGGGCUUGCAGGGGUCUCGGAGAGGGCUGGGGUCUUCUGGCUGGAAGCCUUUUUUCCACCAUUUCUACCACCUUGUUCUGUCUGUCCCAUGAGACGUGUCCCAUGCACCGUGUCCCAUGCACCUGGCCACGGUGUUCUCAUCUGGACCCAUUCCUGGGUUUAGCUCAGCCAGCAGCUAACGCCUGGCCACUUUGGGUGGUGGUGAGUCUCAGGGCCUCCGCACCCUGACACAGACCGUGGAAUCCCUGGCCUGAGGGCCUAUGUCACCGACCCUGGGGACCCUAGCCCCACAGAUACAUCAUGACACCUGCCGUGGGUCUUCUGGGGGUGGCCCCACUCAGCCCGCCGGCUCGUCCGGCAAGGGGACAAGCAGUUCUCCCUCAGGAGGCCUGUUCCUGGGGGACUCUUCUGCUCCCAGAGCUUCCAGACCGGCCCUAUUUAAACUACUGCGAGGAGAGGCCUUUCCCACCCAGAAAGAAAAUUACUCUUCUCAUUGAAAUCAGGGAUUCCCAACUUUGGCACUAUGGACAUUUUGGGUGAGGUAAUUCUUCAUUUGGGGCAGGGGCCGUUCUGUGCGUAGAUUCCAGGAGCACUGCCCCCCAGUCGUGGCAACCAGACUUGUCUCCAGACGUGGCCAGAUGUCCCCUGGGGGGCAUCACCCCAACCCGAGUCAAAGUGGGCCAGCGCCUGGUGAAUUCGGACAGAGUGGGCCCUGGGCCCCGGGACCCCUGUCACGGAGAUGUCCUGGACCAUUUGUGGCCUAAGUUUUUAUUUCUUAAAAUCUAACUUAGACUCUCUUAGGAAAGAGUGGCUCUGGGACAGAAGUCAUCCACGGUAGUUAGGUGGCUUGUUAAGGAUGCUUCCCGUCAGAGCAUCGGGUCCUAACGGGUCUGCUCGCGGGCUCCCUCUUGUGGCCAAAUAAAGCAUUUCAUUGUUCUGCUAA
Leptonychotes weddellii (Weddell seal) is the source of this 2579-nucleotide messenger RNA. The record is from RefSeq and is a predicted model, not a curated record. Lineage: Eukaryota; Metazoa; Chordata; Mammalia; Carnivora; Phocidae.